Messenger RNA from Nannospalax galili (Upper Galilee mountains blind mole rat), 4525 nucleotides. It is a transcript of the gene Mmp24, whose product is annotated as matrix metallopeptidase 24. Gene Ontology annotation, cellular component: extracellular matrix. The transcript has 8 exons. Gene Ontology annotation, biological process: collagen catabolic process; proteolysis; extracellular matrix organization. Bases 79 to 1800 code for a protein of 573 amino acids. NCBI's taxonomy places the organism in Eukaryota, Metazoa, Chordata, Mammalia, Rodentia, Spalacidae. Gene Ontology annotation, molecular function: zinc ion binding; metalloendopeptidase activity. The record is from RefSeq and is a predicted model, not a curated record.
GUGCCCAAAAGUCACCUGUGUGAUGCCUGGUUUUGAGGGUAAAUCUUUCUGGGUUAAAAGGGCUCCUUCUCCAGCAUAAUGUAUCCAUUUCUUUCAUGUGUAUUUCAGAACUGGUUAAAAUCAUAUGGCUAUUUGCUUCCCUAUGAGUCACGGGCAUCUGCGUUGCAUUCAGGGAAAGCCUUGCAGUCAGCGGUCUCCACUAUGCAGCAGUUCUAUGGAAUCCCCGUCACUGGUGUGUUGGAUCAGACAACAAUCGAGUGGAUGAAGAAGCCCCGAUGUGGUGUCCCUGAUCACCCCCACUUGAGCCGGAGGCGGAGAAAUAAGCGCUAUGCCCUGACCGGACAGAAGUGGAGGCAAAAACACAUCACCUACAGCAUUCACAACUACACCCCAAAAGUGGGUGAGCUGGACACACGGAAAGCUAUUCGCCAGGCUUUUGAUGUGUGGCAGAAGGUGACCCCAUUGACCUUUGAAGAGGUGCCAUACCAUGAGAUCAAAAGUGACCGGAAGGAGGCAGACAUCAUGAUCUUCUUUGCUUCUGGUUUCCAUGGUGAUAGCUCCCCAUUUGAUGGGGAAGGAGGAUUCCUAGCCCAUGCCUACUUUCCUGGACCAGGGAUUGGAGGAGACACUCACUUUGAUUCAGAUGAGCCAUGGACACUAGGAAAUGCCAAUCACGAUGGGAACGACCUCUUCCUAGUGGCUGUGCAUGAACUGGGCCACGCACUGGGACUGGAGCACUCCAAUGACCCCAGCGCCAUCAUGGCACCCUUCUACCAGUACAUGGAGACGCACAACUUCAAGCUGCCCCAGGAUGACCUCCAGGGCAUCCAGAAGAUUUACGGACCCCCGGCUGAGCCUCUGGAGCCCACAAGGCCCCUCCCCACACUCCCGGUUCGCAGGAUCCACUCACCAUCUGAGAGGAAGCAUGAACGGCAGCCCAGGCCCCCUCGACCACCUCUUGGGGACCGUCCAUCCACUCCAGGUGCCAAACCCAACAUCUGUGAUGGCAACUUCAACACGGUGGCCCUCUUCCGGGGCGAGAUGUUUGUGUUUAAGGAUCGCUGGUUCUGGCGCCUGCGCAAUAACCGAGUGCAGGAGGGAUACCCCAUGCAGAUUGAGCAGUUCUGGAAGGGCCUGCCUGCUCGCAUAGAUGCAGCCUAUGAAAGGGCUGAUGGAAGAUUUGUCUUCUUCAAAGGCGACAAGUACUGGGUGUUCAAAGAGGUCACAGUAGAACCUGGGUAUCCCCAUAGCUUGGGAGAGCUGGGCAGCUGCCUGCCACGUGAAGGGAUCGACACAGCUCUGCGCUGGGAACCUGUGGGCAAGACCUAUUUUUUCAAAGGCGAGCGGUACUGGCGCUACAGUGAGGAACGGCGGGCCACAGACCCUGGCUACCCCAAGCCCAUCACCGUGUGGAAAGGCAUUCCUCAGGCUCCCCAAGGAGCAUUCAUCAGCAAGGAAGGAUAUUAUACCUACUUCUACAAAGGUCGGGACUACUGGAAGUUUGACAACCAGAAACUGAGUGUGGAGCCAGGCUACCCACGCAACAUCCUGCGUGACUGGAUGGGCUGCAACCAGAAGGAGGUGGAGCGACGCAAGGAGCGGCGGCUGCCCCAGGAUGAUGUGGACAUCAUGGUGACCAUCAAUGAUGUGCCAGGCUCUGUGAAUGCUGUGGCCGUGGUCAUUCCCUGCAUCCUGUCCCUUUGCAUCCUGGUGCUGGUCUACACUAUCUUCCAGUUCAAGAACAAGGCAGGCCCUCAGCCUGUCACCUACUAUAAGCGGCCAGUCCAGGAGUGGGUGUGAGCAGCCCAGAGCCCUCUCUGUCCACCUGGUCUGGCCAGCCAGACCCUUCCUCACCAGGGUCUGAGAGGCAGCUCUAGCCACUGCCCACUGGGGCCAGUAGGGCCCUAGGCCAGGUUCGUAUAGCUGAAGUGGUGGGUGCAUUGGUCUAGGCUGAGUGUGAGGCAGGGAGUGAUGGUGGCUAUGCCCCGGGUGGGUGUCUGGCACCCAGCUGCCAGCCUUCUGUCCUGGGUAAAACUCUCUACUCAAGGGAAUAUGCCAGGCCCCAUCAGGAGGCAGGGAUCAUGCCAGAAGAAGCCCCUGAGGUCACUGCAUCCUGUGGUAUCCAUGAGGCACCACAGCUCGUCGUGGCUGGGACCCAGCACCCUCUGUGGCAAACCAGCACUAGCUCUCAUCCCCCAUCUGGGAGAUGCCACCAGUCCCAGUCCCCUUCUGCCAACACCUGCUGGUCAGAUGUCCCCUCACCCCUACCCCACUAUCCUCCAAGGCUGCAGUACUCCUGUUGCCAACACAGUGGGCAACAAGAUUGGGUUUCUCCAGCUGACAAACAGCAGAUCCCUCAGGAAACCUGCUCCAUUUGUCAGGUCUCCUUUGAGACCCAGGAUUUAGGGUCACAUGCUGCAGGCAGGGCUGUGGCCCCGCUGGUCGGACAAGGACCCGGCUGUCAUGUCGUGAAUAUUUAAAUAUCCUAUCACUACUGUUUAAAGUUCCAUUUUGCAAAGGAUACUUGAGGCUUUAGGUCAAUUAGAGGUUGACUGUCUUGGUGAUGAGGUCAGUAUGUUGGUCCUUCCCCAAGCACUAAGGACCAAGGUGCUGCUAAAGCCACUCCAGCACCCUGAUACAAGCUGGGGUCCUGUCAAUGAGGUUCAAGAGUGGGGCAGGAGCUGAACCUGUUUCUAGAGGCCGAUCCAAGUUUGUGACCAUUCUCUACUUCCCUUCCAUUAAUGCUGUCCCCAGCCCUGUUCCAGUCUGUCCUUUGCAGCCUGGGGACUCAGCCUGACCAGUUAGAUGAAGCAGAUGUGGCUAUAGAGCCAUCCCUGUCAUGGGCUCAGAGUAAGGGAACCAGGGCAGCCUUUUAAGUACUCCAUUCACAUGCCCAGCAACCCUAAGGCAACUCAAGUCUGGAGAGUGUUUAUGCUCCAAUCUUGACCCUGGCAGCCCAGCUCACUGGGCCCAUCUUCCUGCAUUGCUCUUAGUAAAAGGGUACUCCCCGGCUGGGAAUAGCCCCAAGCCUAGGGACUUCCCUUUUUGACCUCUGGGGGCCCCUUUCACAUCUGGCAGAAGUUCCUAGGUCUCAGCUUGACUUGCACCAAUCUGAUAGCCAUGCUUGUUGCUGAGAAACCCUAGGCGUCAAGACCAAUGGGUACAGUGAUGUUCACUGGCUCUCUGCCAAAGCCCAAAAGUGGUGUCAGGCAGUCUUCAGGGUGCUAGCAGGGACUAAGAUGCCAACCCUGCCCUCUGAGCCUGCAUGGACCUCGCUCCCACCCUGUGGCCUCUGGGUUUUGGGUCGGCUUACCCUGUAGCACAGACAGGGACCCCUGCUGCCUUGGGAACUGUAAAGUCUCUUGUCCCAGAAGCAUCUACGUGGGUCCACUGUGUCCCCUGUCAUCAUCAUCCUGUUUUUCUCAUUUUGGCCAAGGGCAGGCUCCCUGGGGCAGGCAGGGAACAACUGCAGAGAUUUAGUGAUUCAUAGGUUUGUACAGUGUUUUAUACUUUGCAAAGCACUUUAUUAGCUCACAUCUGUCCACUCACAUGAAACUCUGUAGGCCCUGGGAGGCUGAGGCAACUCUCAUCUUGCCCUCAGUUGAAGCACAGGGGGGUCUUGUUAUUUGCCCCUGCCAUCCAGUGGCCUGGCUGGGUCUUGAGUUCCCAUCUGUGGGCCCUUCUAGGGUCUGAGAUCAAUGUCUCUCUACUCCUCUCUUCCUGGCCUCACUUCCUGGUCCCUUUCCUCAGGUUGGUGCUCUUACUUCUUGAAAGCUCUAGGCCCCGCAGGCUCCCUGUUGGCUCCUGGUACAGGCCAGCUGAGAAAGAGCAGGAGAUGGAGGCAGGCAGCCCAGGCUGCAGAUGUGAGGGAUGCAGGGCCAGGCCCAGAGAGGGCUCAGCCUGGAGGCUUCCAAUCUUGGAUUCUCUGCCUGCAGUCAUCUGUUUGUCCAUCACCCCAGGUCAGAGCAGUCAGAGGGGCAAAGCUAUGGGGGCCCCCCAGCUCAGUUUUCCCUCAGCCUGGGGGACAUCACAGCAUUUCAGUGUCGGUCACAUUUUAAACUGAUCAGCCUUUGUAUAAUGUUUUUUAAAUCAUUUCUAAAUAAAACAGAAAUACAGAGUGUGUCUUUUUCAUGGGUUGUGGGAACAAAGACCGGAGUCUAAGAGUGCUCUUAAGUUUCUGGGAGAAAAAGGAUGCUUGGGGUGUCCUGGAAUUAACUGCCUCAUGCAUCUUCCAUCCAGCAAUCAGAUGUCCCCUCUCCCAAAGGCCGGGGAGCAACCACCUUCUGAGUACGGCAGGGUCACACAGGCUGCCCCAGGACACUGCUGGAGAGGGGCUUAGAGGUGAGCACAAAGGUCUGAGCUGGGUUUAGGGGCUGGUGGGGGAGGGAACAGGUUCGAGAUUGGAGCCAGGACUUCCAGUCUCCACCUUUCUUGAUUCUUUGUCCAGAGUGACGGGGUUAUAGGGGUGAGAAAACAAAAGCUGGCCAGGCCAAAGAGGGCACGGAAGCCGGGGCGGCCGUGUCAG